Arabidopsis lyrata subsp. lyrata is the source of this 1288-nucleotide messenger RNA. Its product is annotated as homeobox-leucine zipper protein ATHB-7. The transcript has 2 exons. The record is from RefSeq and is a predicted model, not a curated record. Gene Ontology annotation, cellular component: nucleus. Bases 160 to 942 code for a protein of 260 amino acids. Gene Ontology annotation, molecular function: DNA-binding transcription factor activity, RNA polymerase II-specific; sequence-specific DNA binding. Gene Ontology annotation, biological process: positive regulation of DNA-templated transcription. NCBI's taxonomy places the organism in Eukaryota, Viridiplantae, Streptophyta, Magnoliopsida, Brassicales, Brassicaceae.
AAGGACCCCUCCCAUAAAAAAAUAAAAACAAAUCACAUUUUUUAUGUAACUGUUUAACAUAAUAAUCUCAGCCUCAACACACAUAUAUAGAUUAGCCAACAUCACACAAACACAGAGAUUCCAAAAAAUAAAUAAAAGAAACAUAAAUCCUCCGAUGAGAUGAGACAAGGAGGAGAAUAUUCUCCGGCGAUGAUGUCAUCAGAUCCAUUCUUGACCAUGAAGAAGAUAAAGAAGAGCAAUCACAACAAGAACAAUCAGAGAAGGUUUAGCGACGAGCAGAUCAAGUCACUGGAGAUGAUGUUCGAGUCUGAGACAAGGCUUGAGCCAAGGAAGAAGGUUCAACUAGCUAGAGAGCUAGGGUUGCAGCCGAGGCAAGUGGCUAUAUGGUUUCAGAACAAGAGGGCUCGUUGGAAAUCGAAGCAGCUCGAGACUGAGUACAACAUUCUUAGACAAAACUACGACAACUUAGCUUCUCAGUUUGAGUCCUUAAAGAAAGAAAAACAAGCUUUAGUCUCUGAGUUGCAGAGGCUAAAAGAGGCGAUGCAGAAGAAGACUCAGGAUGAGGAAAGGCAGUGUUGUAGAGAUCAAGCUGUGGUGGCUCUAAGCAGCACAGAUCAUGAAUCAGAAAACGAAGAGAACCGGAGGCGUGAACCGGAAGAGGUUAGACCGGAGAUGGAGAUGAAAGAUGAGAAGGGUCACCAUGGGGUUAUGUGUGAUCAUCAUAAUCAUGAUGAUUAUGAUGAUGAUGAUGGUUACAAUAACAACAUCAAGAGAGAGUAUUUUGGUGGGUUUGAGGAAGAACCAGAUCACUUAAUGAACAUUGUUGAACCAGCUGAUAGUUGUUUGACAUCAUCUGAUGAUUGGAGAGGUUUCAAAUCAGAUACUACUACUCUCUUGGACCAAUCCAGCAACAAUUACCCUUGGUGGGAUUUUUGGUCAUGAAUGAAAUAAAGUAAAAACAAGAAGAUGAAACAGAUUUAGUCUUUUGCAGACCAAAGAUUGGAUAUAUACAUAUUCAAAUCGAAAUUUACCUGUAUGCAUCGCAAGAACCGAGCCACGGAUAUAGAGGUAUUCGGUCCAGCAACUGACUCGUCUGACAGCGAGAAUUUUGCAGGAGUUUGAGCUGAAAUUGUAUGGUUUUGUCUGUAUAAAUUAUGUGUUUAGAAAGUCGUAUAUUCUCAGUUAAGUCUUUGUAAUCCUGUUUUAAGUACUCGUCAUGCUUUGUAGCUAAUUAGUAGUAAAUUUAAGACCAAAUUUGGAUGGAAUAAAAAAUAAAAGGUAGGAGAAA